Messenger RNA from Coturnix japonica (Japanese quail), 2425 nucleotides. RefSeq names its product protein FAM83D-B-like. Gene Ontology annotation, cellular component: cytosol; mitotic spindle pole. Gene Ontology annotation, biological process: positive regulation of cell cycle G1/S phase transition; protein localization to mitotic spindle; regulation of TOR signaling. Gene Ontology annotation, molecular function: protein kinase binding. NCBI's taxonomy places the organism in Eukaryota, Metazoa, Chordata, Aves, Galliformes, Phasianidae. The record is from RefSeq and is a predicted model, not a curated record.
GCUGGUUCCCAGAGAAGCUGCGGGGGCGGCCAAUGGCGGCGGUGUGAGGUCGGGAGGCCGGGCGGGAGGCGGGGAGCGGCUGCCCGCUAUAGAGGCGUUAUAAAGGCGCUAUAAAGGCGCUGUACCGGCGCUAUAUUGGCGCUGCCCGCCCGCCGUGGCCAUGGCCAACGCGUCGCAGUGCCUGGAGGAGGGCGCCGGGCAAUGGCCGCCGCAGCCGGCCGGGCCGUACAGCGAGGCGCAGCGGCUGGCGCUGGAGGAGCUGGUGGCGGGCGGCCCCGAGGCGCUGCGGGCCUUCCUGCGGCGGGAGCGGCUGCCGCCCUUCCUGUCGGAGCCCGAGGUGCAGGCCAUCGCGCGGGGCGCCGUGCCGCCCAACGCGGCCGAGGAGGCGGCGGCCGAGGCGUCGCUGGACGCGUCGUCGCUCACCUACUUCCCCGAGCGCUCGGACGCGGAGCCGCCGGCGCUGGAGCUGGGCUGGCCGGGCUUCGGCAGCGGCGCGUUCCGCGGGCUGACGCGGGUGGAGGCGCACUUCCAGCCGGGCGGCGGGGACAGCCCGUACGGCUGCAAGGAGGCGGUGCGGCGGCAGAUCCGAUCCGCGCGGCAGAUGAUCGCCCUGGUUAUGGAUUCCUUCACAGACACCGAUAUCUUCACAGACCUCUUGGAAGCUUGUAGCCAACGGCAAGUCAAAGCUUACAUCCUGCUGGAUCAGUCUUCAUUUCCCCACUUCCUGAAAAUGUGCAGGGAUCUGGGAGUUGAUCUGGAGCAGGAGAAGUUGAUGAGAGUUCGCAAUAUCACUGGGAGCACAUAUUGCACAAGGUCAGGUACCAAAAUUGUUGGAAAAGUCCAUGAAAAGUUCAUGUUAAUUGAUGGCAUUAGAGUGACAACAGGUUCCUACAGUUUUACAUGGAUGGACGGGAAGCUGAACAGCAGUAACAUUUUGAUCCUGUCGGGUCCUGCAGUUGCACACUUUGACCAGGAAUUUCGGACUCUUUAUGCACACUCAAAGCCUGUCAGCCUCAAAGAGUUCUCCAGCAGCAAGAAGGAUAAGGUGUUUGAUGAACUGGUCAGGAUUACAGUGGCUUCUAGAGACUUAACCAGGGAAAACUUUCUGAGAAUGGAGUUUUUAUAUCUUAGAGCAUUUGUAGGAAAUCUAAAAAGGAAGCGAAACUGGAUGCAUGCCUCAAGGGAAGCGGUCUAUGUGUCCAGUAAUGCAAUGCAUGUUUCUCCACCACUGACUAAGAGGAAUGGCUCUUUAGUUAUGAGGCCACACUGGAUCAUAGAGAGAUGAAUUGCAUGUUCACUAAGAGCGAAAUGCAAAACCUCGGUCUGUGUCCCGUACUGCCUUACAGUAUAUCUGUGCCAGCUGCUGGGAAGGCAACCACAAGCUGAGAGAAAGGAAUACUGGAAUUGUGAUUUCAGUUGAACACCUCUGCAAUGUCAGUCAGCAGAUAGAGUUAUGGUAUUGUCUGAUCUGCAGAAACACAAACAAAAACCUCUGUAAUGCCUGAGAAGCCAUUAUUAACUUCUGGUGCUCUGUCAGUUCUUCAUUUUUCAACCUAUUUUUGAUUGUUGUAAUGUAAUGGGUUGGCGAUGUCUUAGUUCAGUAGCCUCAUUUUUUCUAUAUGUACAUUCCUUCAAAAAUAUAUAUUGCUUAAGGUUGUAAAGAUGGAUAGCAGGAGUGCUGUAUGGUUCUGAAAUCAGUCAAAGCUUCGUUUUGUGUUCCACAAAGAGUUCCAUAAUCAUACAAUUACCCAGGUUGGAAAAGAUCUUGAAGAUCAUCAAGUCCAACCAACUGUAGUAUCCUAACUCUAACAACCCUCUGCUACAUCAUAUCCCUGAGCACCACAUCCAAACGGCUCUUAAACACAUCCAGGGAUGGUGAUUCAACCACCUCCCUGGGGUAUAAUGCAGAACUGGAUGGGAGCUAGAAACCAGAUCAGUGCCUGGCUUCUAUUAAAUAUUACAUGCUGUUUACAUGAAGCUGAGCAGCUGGGCAGAACGGGUUCAGAUAUAUUAACGUUUUUGCUAUGACUUCAUUUCAAAUGACCUUUUUUUGGUUAGCGAUAAGAACACUUGGAUUGUGACCAUCACAAUAAACACACUCCAAAUGCCUGCAGUUAAGGGGCUUUAUGACUAAAAACCUACUAAUAUCAGUACCAAAGCCUUAUCAGACCUUUUCCUUCUGCAUUACAGAUUUAAUGGUUGCUACCGCUGCCUGAUCUUACAGGAGAAGCUGAGUAGGCCUGAAAUCUAUUAAGAAAUGGCAUUUCUUGCCAUUGCAUCGUGCCUAUGUGCUGAUCUGGAUACAGCUAUAGGUGUCCUUUUCUGCUUACAAACAUGCCAAUGUAACAGUGUGAUCCCUAUCUGUAAAUGUUCAGUCUAGUUUGACAACGUGAGCUUUUAUCCCGAUAAAAAGAAAUCGAAAAGU